Messenger RNA from Rotaria sordida, 4125 nucleotides. The record is from the annotation of a GenBank genome assembly. Lineage: Eukaryota; Metazoa; Rotifera; Eurotatoria; Philodinida; Philodinidae.
AUGACGUCUCUUUACUUUGAUAUAACACAUCAACGAAAGUCGUAUCAAACACUAAAUUUAUUGAUGGGAAGUUGGACAGUAGAUCAAGUUAGCCAAUGGUUAAGCAAGAAUGGCUUUGGAAAAUAUAUACGAAGGUUCAAAGACGAAAAUAUUGAUGGUGAAGCUCUAAUGAAAUUGACUGACAAUCAAAUUGAGUAUUUAUUAUCUGUAUCAAAUCAAGAUGGUAGUGGAAAAAAACCAACACUAAAAACAAAACGUAUAUUUAAAGCAGAGCUAGAAGUAUGGAAGACAACAUUUGAAUAUGAAAAAAAUAAACGGGAAAAAAGAGCAGAUCUUUCAUUAUCUAGCAAAGCUAAAGUACCUACUGAUUUAAAAGAAGUUUCAAAAGUGACUAACAUUGAUACACAUCAGCAACAAAUAAUACCCUCUGAACCAGUUCCAUCUAUAUUCGCUUCUUCGAGUAGCACGGAUACAAAAAACAAAAUAUAUAAACAAGAUCUUGCCGCUUCAUCUGUUGAUAUUUCAAAAAAAUUGGAUAAAACAACCAGUGAUAUAAAAACAUGUUCAACUGCAUAUUAUAUUAAAUCAAUGGAUAUUAAUUUGAAAUUUUUCAAAAAUGAAUUAUUCUGUUCUAGUUUAAAAGAGUACAUUUCAAAUACAUAUGAUGUAAAAUGUUAUAUAUCAUCAGACGAUCAAAAAAAGAAAAAUAUUGCAACACAAAUACAAUUAACAGGUGUCCAAAACUCUAUAGAAAAUGCUUACAACGAUCUACAAUCAUUAUUUGAAACUGUUAAUACAAAAAUUUUCAACAAUGAAGUAAUAGAUGAAAAAGUUAUCUAUUGGUCAAAAAAUCUUUAUUGUGAUUCGGAUAUUACUGUUAUACAAAAAAUUUUUGAUAAACAAAAACUAUUCACUGUAUGGCGCAAGACGGACAUAUUAUCAGGAUAUUAUGUUGUUCAUUAUUUUACUAAAACUGAUGUUUUUAGUAUAUCAGAAAAUUAUAUAAAUCAAAUAAUUAAUAAUGAAAUAUUAUAUAUACAAGAUAUAAUUAUACCAGAAUUUGAAAAUAUACAAAAAAAUUUCCGAAAAAAAAUAGAACAGUUUAUCACUAAAAAAAAACAAGAACAACAACGACUAGAAACAUAUACAAUCAUUUAUUGUAUCUAUCCAGGACAAACAGAAUUAAAAAUUAGUUUCUUUGGACAAAAUUUUUUAGUGAAACGUGCAGCUAGACAAUUAAAAUAUCUGAUCGAUCAAAAUCGAUUAACGACAUUUACAACUGAAUUUACUCUUACACAACGUAAUUAUCUAUUAGAUAAUUGUGUUCAUCAAUUGGAAAAUAUUGAACAUGAAUAUAAAGAUGAUAAUGUCAAAAUACGAAUAAGAGAAAAUCAAUUAUAUGUACCUCAUUAUUUAAAAAUAAAAAUCCAGCAAAGAAUUAAUAAUUUAAUUGAUCAACAAUAUCCAAUUACUUUUCAAUAUAUUGGAAAUGAUUCUAUAUUAACAAAUAAUGAAAAGUUACAAUUAGAAGAAAUAGCUGGACAAUUUAAAUGUCAAAUUGAUAAAAUAGAUUUGCAAACCAAGAAAGAAAUUAUCACAUUACCAAAAAUAACCAAUACAUCCACGUCAAAAUCAACACCAAAACUUAUCAUUAAACAAUCAAAAGAAUUUUAUUAUUCAUUAUCAAUAUCGAAAAAAACAUUAAUAUCAAAUAGUACAAUAGAACUUCAUUUAGUCAAUGACUUGACUGCACCAAAGGCAGAUAUUACUAUUGUUUCAAUGAUUACAAAUGAUAUCGAAGACAAUAGUAAACUAAAUGACAAUAAUUUACACAAUAAAAAAGAUAUUGAUAAAAAUGUUAAACUUUUCUACAGUUUACCAGAUUGGUCGAAAGUAAACAAUGAUCAAAAUGACACAGAUUUUAAAAAUUCAAUAAAAACUUUCAUAUCAAAUUCAUUAAGAGAUAUUUCGAUUCUUAGUAUUAAUAAAGAAAUUAUAAUUACAUUUUCUACAGAUGGAUGGGAAAAUUAUUUAAAUAAAAAACGACUGGCAGAAGAAAUCAUUAAUGAGAUAAAAGUUCAACUUGAAACAAGUAAAUUAUCUAAUUUUCAUUGGAGAAUUUUAUUUAUUUUUAAUGAUAAACAAAUUGAUUUAUACAAUCAAUUUUUACAAAAAAUAUUAUUAUUAACGAUGAAAAUUAAUCAUUAUGAACAAUUUUUUUAUCCUAUAUCAAGUGUUACAAUAAGUUUAAUAGCAUCAAAAGAUAGUAAUAUUGUCAAAUGUCGACAAGCAAUAAAUAGCUACAUGCGUAAAUCGAAAUUUGCAAUGAUAGAAAUUCAUAAUGCUUUUAAUGUUGAAAUUUGGAAUCAACAUUUAAUCAAUAUUUUUUAUAAAUAUUGUCUUGAGAAAUUUGUUUUACCAAAAAUAAGUCUAACCAAUAGACGAUUAAUAUUAAUUGGUUCAAUAUUUGCUGUUAAUAAAGUGAAACAAAAAUAUGAAUUCAUAGAGGAAAUUUUAAGACAAAAGAAUCUAGGAUCAAUUGCGUAUGCGAAAAAAUCCAGCUAUCGGCUUACAUCUACGAUGCAAAUGUUUGGCAAUAUGGCGGAUGCAUUUAAUAUUAUCAUAAGUUGUUCUGUUAAUGAUAAAACAUUUUCACAAUUACUUGCCGAUCGUCUAAUUGAUGAAGGUUAUUUAGUACAUGUCAAUCGUUAUAAUGCACCAACUGCUAUAAUACGACAGAAAUUUCAAAAAUCAGAUUUAAUACUUGUUCUUUUUAGUCAAAAUUAUACAACAGAUGAAAAUUGUUUGGCAGAUUUAAAAUUUGCACAAACAAUUAAAAAAAAAAUUCUUCCAGUCUUUUUAACAAAAAAUUUCUUAGAACAAGACUGGAUUCAAUAUAUUACUACUCAAGAAUUAUAUUAUGAAUUAUUUGGAGAAGAAAUUCGAUUCGAGUUAGAUGAGAAUUUUGAUUUAAAAUACGACAAAUUAUUAAUUGAAAUACUUCAUCAUACAAAACCGGGUCUAGUUGGUCAUACAUAUUCAGUAUCACAAAAUGUUUUUAACGAAGAUCAACAACAACAACAAAAAACAUCUGAACGACAAAAUUCAUCAUUACAAUUAACUACCGAACAAAUAGAACAACGAAGAAAAAUUUAUAAAGAAAAAGUGAAAGAAUUAAUUGAACGACAGAAGAUUCCAACUUAUCUUUUAGAAGAAUUCAUUGAACUUGCAAAAAUAGUCAUCGAAGAUUACAAGAAUGGUGGUUUUCGUUAUGAUGAAAAUAAAUCCCGUGACGAAGAAAAAACAUAUGAACUUAACGAUUAUACUAUCGUAUUCCUAUCAUCUAUUGAACGUUGGAUAGAAAAAGCAUCGAAUGGAAGUGCUAUAUUGGGUAAUAUACCACCAUUUACUUUAACUGGAGAUUUCAAUGAUGCUAUAUUUCCAGUUAUAUAUAAAGAUAAAGAAGCAUGGUGGACAAAAAAUGAAUAUCCACCUUUAGACCAUAUAAUAGCGAACGAUGAUAGGAAUUACUUAUCAUCUAUCAUUGGUUCAUGGUAUAAUCAACGUGAAGCAUCUCAUUAUUUUCAAAAACUAAUUGAUCGAGAUGUUCAAUUACGAGAAAACAGAAAAGAUAAAGUUCCAGAAGUUGUUCAACAUAUUAUUAACGAGAAUAAUAGAUUAGAUAUGAAGCUUUUCAAAGCCAUUAGUUAUACUGAUUUUACAACAGAAAUUAAAAAAGGUACAACUGGUUGGGAUAUUACACAAGAUAGUUUAAUACUGAAACAAUAUCGUGUAAAACAAAAGAACAAGAUCACGGAAAAAUCUAAGAAAAAACCAACAGUUUGGAAUCGUAUAAUAGAACAAACUGUAGAAUUAAUAAGAAAUAUUAAUGAAAAUAAAAUUACUUCAGAUUCGAAUAUUUUACAAGGAAAAAUUGGAAAUGAAUUGAAAACAAGAAAAGAAAUACGAACACAAAAUGAACUUGAUAAUCCAAAUAAUAAACGUUGGAAAACUAAACAUCGAUCUCCACAUCGAGCAAAUUUUAUUCAACAGCAAAUACAAAAUAUAAUUGAAUUCGAGAAAUUUUGUAAUACAUCAUCAAGACAAUCAAUAAAAACAAACUAA